CUUUGUAUGACGACAGGCAAUUUUGAAGCGGAGCAUAGUGAAGCCAAGUGCGCGCGGCCUUGUCCGCAUUCACUCGAGCACUCUCCAGCCAUUGACCAUGGCGGCGUUGCCCGAGGGAAUGCAGCUCGUGAGUGCGCUGGACGACGCUGAGCUCAAGGCGCUCUCGCCUGUGAGCGAAGACGACGCGUCUGCCUCUGAGCAUGUGCGGCGGGCGUUGCUGCUUCCGCUUGAAGGAGACGACGCUCUGGACGUAGACAUGGACAUCGACGUCGACGUCUUCCGACCGAGCGCCAUGCUAGACGCGCAGCUGUCCGACGCAUUCGGCGAGUCUGGCGAGCUCUACUUCGGCUCCAGCUUCCAGCCUGCAGAUCUGGGCAGCGCGGAGGAGGAUAUCGAGCAGAUGCUGCUGAGUGGAUCGGAGGAGUCUCUGCAUAGCCAUCAUCAGCACCAAACAGCGCCUGGUCAAGGCUGUCAGUGUCGAAACUUCGCUAUUAGGGCGAGCCGUGUGCAGGCACAACAGGAGCGAGUCGCUGCAGCAUCGAUGGCUACAAAAGAGAAGCGAGUGCUGCGCCACACUUUUGGAUCAGGAAAAAGACUGCAGGGCUUUGGAUUCGGCGAAGGCGCCGUAAUGGAUCAGAACCAGCAACAGGAUAUUGACAUGGCGGACGGACGCUCCACACCGGCAAUGGACGCAGAAUUAUCAGUAAAACAUGAGGUGCUGGCAGCGGAGCAUGCCACUGCAGUGGCGGAAAUGGCACAGACGCUUCCACAGCCCGUUAUGGUGAUUAAACAGGAGGUAGUACCCCCCACACCGGAGCGCGUGGUGCACAAGUCGCGCUCGUUGGAGGAGGAUCAGAUAUUUAGCAGCCCGUUACAGCGUAGUCAGUCGUUUUCUGCUGUAUCAAGUCCAUUGAGUACGACCAGCUUCGUGUCGCUGGAAAGUAUGAUGGCUACACCGUUAUCGACGACGUCGCGGUCGUCGACACACCAUGAGAUGCCGGUGAUGAUGCGCUCAUUAUCACCGGCUGAUGAGUUGGAGAAGAUGACAGCGAGUGGAUCCAAGACGUCAAUGCCGAAGAUGAACAUGCUGAGGGGGAACUUCCAGGUGUCUCCAGGACAUGAUACCGUGCCUCUCGUCAAACCCACUGCGGUGCUGCCACCGCCAUAUUUACGGGGAGCGUUGGACUCCCCUGAAAAGCGUCGUGCACACUCGAAGACUUUUAAUUCGUUCGCACAGUCCUUGUCGUUUUCAUUUUCGAACGAGUCUCCGACCGACAGGUGAACAGACGAAGACAUGACGUACAACUACCAUUAACUCGAGACAAGAAGACAACCGUGACAGGCAAGAUACUUCAUGGCGGUCUUCGCCAGAUUCAGGACGAGAGAAAAAGACGCAUACGCGCAGAACACGCGGAAACAUCGCAUUCAGUAUUAGUAGGAAAAAAAUCAGCAAGAGGUACGAAACCCAUGGGUGAUAUGAGUUGUAUUACAAUUAGCACGUGAGAGAGAACCAUACUCGAGUUUUGCCACGCCCAAGACCUAUUUCAG
This is a messenger RNA of Phytophthora nicotianae INRA-310, 1548 nucleotides long. RefSeq lists its product as hypothetical. The record is from RefSeq and is a predicted model, not a curated record. The transcript is spliced from 2 exons. Bases 98 to 1282 code for a protein of 394 amino acids. Lineage: Eukaryota; Oomycota; Peronosporomycetes; Peronosporales; Peronosporaceae.